AUGAGGGACUACGUCGGACGAAUACCACUCAUUAUAGCUCAAUUGGACGCGGAAGUACGAAUCGUCACAUCACGGUUGGAAGUGUGUUCAUAUAGUGGGUUCAAGGUGUAUCCUGGGCACGGAAAAAGAGCGAUCCGGCUAGAUGGACGCGGUUUCUACUUCAUUAACUCAAAGUGUGAGCGAUCACAUUACUUGAAGCGAAACCCCCGCGAGAUUUGUUGGACAGUUUUGUAUCGCCGCAAAAACAAGAAAGGUCUCAGCGAAGAACAGAGUAAGAAGCGUACCAAGCGCUCCACGAAGACUACGCGUGCAAUUGCUGGUGCAAGCCUCGCGGAAAUCAUGGCUAAGCGUAAUCAGAAACCAGAGGUCCGAAAAGCUAUGCGUGACCAGGCCAUCAGAGCCGCUAAAGACAAACAACGACAAAAAGAGCUGGAAAAGAAAGCCAAGAAGAUGGAGGCCAAGAAGAAGCCUGCCGCGGCACAACCAAAACAGAAGCCGACCAAAAUAACCCAGAAAGCGGCACCUCGUGUGGGUGGCAAGCGGUGA
Molecule: messenger RNA, 546 nt
Organism: Opisthorchis viverrini
Lineage: Eukaryota; Metazoa; Platyhelminthes; Trematoda; Opisthorchiida; Opisthorchiidae
Exons: 3
Coding region: 1-546 (181 amino acids)
Biological process (GO): cytoplasmic translation
Cellular component (GO): cytosolic large ribosomal subunit
Molecular function (GO): mRNA binding; structural constituent of ribosome
Source: RefSeq, a predicted model, not a curated record